AAACUAUUUAGUAUGUAGUAAAUAACUGAUAGGCUUGGAGAUUGUGUUUUUUGCGUGUGUUAAUUAACAAAUCCGAUAAUGUCUUGUUUAUCUGCGCACCAAAAUUGCUCUUAACACAAUGUGAAGUUUAAAGCUUAGUGACAGAAUUCAAUAUAGACAAUUUAUACACCUUGACACUUACUAUUUGAUAGUUUUAGUCCGCAAAUUUUUAAAUUUUUUUAGUGUUCCGAUUUUUUUGUGCAGACAAUAAAAUUACAACCAUCAGUUGAGCCGGUUAUAUCAAGGACGCCUUAUUUCACACUCCACCGCAACAGCAGUUUUAUCAAUAAUAAAGCAACUUAUCAGAAUUAUUUCAUGUCCUGAUAGCACACUCUUCAUUACACCAAGCACAGUCCGACAUGUCAUUCAAGCUCGCUGACGUCCCUUCAAUCUACUCCAAGGACCCAAAACUGAACAAUGAAGACGUCGCUAAACUCGCAGAGUGGACGAAAACCCAGCCACACCUCCCCGAACUAGAAGAACUCCAGCUAAUUCUGUUCCUCCACAGCUGCUACUACGACUUGGAGCACGCCAAAAUCACGAUCGAAAACUACUUCACAGCUCGAACCAGCUCAGAUCUGUUCCAAAAUGUGACCAAAGAGCUCGUAACCCGGACCCUAAACUCCUUUUUCAUAGCGUUUUUGCCGCGAAAAACGGCCGACGGUGACGCUGUCAUGCUGAUGAAAAUCCUGGACAGUAGAGCGGAAGUUUACAACUGUCUGGACCACACGAAGGUGGUGGUGGCCCUCAUCACUUUGUAUUUUCACCAGUACGGGCCUGCGGAUGGGUUGAUCGUGGUCUACGACAUGAAGGGCACUUCGAUGGGUCAUUUUUUGAAAAUUAGUUUGUCGGUUUUGAAGCAAUUUACGCAUUUCGUGCAGGAAGCGGCUCCUACGAGGAUAAAGCACAUCCAUCACAUUAACGCCCUUCCUAUUACCGGACGACUGAUGGCUUUAGUCAAGCCGUUCCUGAAGAAAGAACUCUACGAGAAGGUGAAAUUUCAUGCCGAUUCGAUCGAAACGUUUUACGAGUUUGUGCCAAAGGAGUGUUUACCGGAGGACUAUGGAGGCGUGCUUCCGUCUAUCAAAGACCUGAGGGAAAAGAAUGUUGAAAAUGUUCUGAAUAGUUGGGAGUUUUUUAAAUGGCACGAUAAGCAGAAAGUCGACGACAGGAAGAGGGUCAAGAAAGAAAGGGGUUUUUUUGGGAGGAUGUUUCAUUCGUCUUUAUAUUUAGGUGAAUGUGAAAGACAGAAACACAUUAAACUGAUUGCCCUUUUAACCAGGAGGUACGUAUACAGUGUCACCACCAGUGGGAAAAAAAUGCUUCCAAACUCGCCCACCAUCUCACAAAUCUACACCGAAAACCCAACCCUCAAAAAACAAGACGUAGACACCAUAUUUACAUGGCUACAAACACAACCCCACCUACCACACCUAACAGAAUUCCAGAUAAUUUUGUUCCUCCAUAGCUGCUACCACGAAACCGAAGCCACCAAAACCACCAUCGAGAAUUACUUCAUCCUUCGAACGAGCUCGAGUUUGUUUCAAAGCGGCAACGAAGAGCAAAUCCGACGAGUUUUCUCCUCUUUUUUUAUAGGAAUCCUGCCGAAACAAACACCAGAGGGGUUUGUUGUUCUGUUGGUUAAAAUAUUGGACUCGAGUCCCGAUAAGUUCGUGUGUGACGAAGUAAUCAAAAUGUUGAUAAUGGUCGUAUGCUUAAAUUGUCACCAGAAUGGUUUAUCAAACGGACUUGUCAUACUAUACGAUUCUGAGGGAACCGGUUUCGGACACUUGUUUAAGAUGAGUUUGACAGCAGUCAGGCAAGUUCUUCAGUUUUUACAGGAAGCGGCGCCUACGAGGCUCAGAAACAUCCACUACAUUAACGCAGUACCGGUGCUUAAGCCCUUGAUAGCUUUGGCGAAGCCUUUUAUGAAGAGGGAAAUUGCGGAAUCGAUGAUAAUCCACACUCGUUAUAAAGAAUCUUUGUAUGGAUAUAUUCCGAAAGAGUGUCUACCAGAAGAGUACGGUGGAGAACUUGGACCCAUGAUGGAACUACACGACAAGAAUGUGGAGAAUGUUGUCGAACAACACGAUUUUUUUGAGUGGCAUGAUGGUCAAAGGGUUGAUGAAACGAAAAGGGCGGUGAAAGAAAGAGGAUUUUUUGGAAAUUUGCAUUUUUUCGGAAAAUAGGAGGUUUUAUUUUUGACUGACAUGAAGAGAAAAAACACGCCUGGAAUAUUUUAGGGCCUGUAUAUGUAUUUUUUUUUUAA
Molecule: messenger RNA, 2308 nt
Organism: Zophobas morio
Lineage: Eukaryota; Metazoa; Arthropoda; Insecta; Coleoptera; Tenebrionidae
Exons: 12
Coding region: 399-2228 (609 amino acids)
Cellular component (GO): membrane
Molecular function (GO): phosphatidylinositol bisphosphate binding
Source: RefSeq, a predicted model, not a curated record